CAGAGAGCUGGCUAGAGCGCGGAGCCUGAGUGAGGGAGCCUAGCUGCCUGCGCGCCUGCCGCCGCCGCCACCGCCUCUCCUCCGUAAGCAGGAGCCCCGGCCGGGGCCCGGCGCGCUGCCUCAGCCCCUCCCUCGUCGUCAGGCCGCGAGGGCAGCGAGAGCGAGCAAGGGGGAGGGAGAGCCAGCGCCGGGAGGAGGCGGCCGGACUGAGCGAGCGCCCGCGCGUGUGGCGUGAGGGGAAGCCGCCUGCCCGUCCCCUUCGCCUUCCCUUCUCUCCCCCUCCCCGCUCCCCCCCCACCGCGGAGCAGCACCAUGUCGGCGCCGGCGGCCAAAGUCAGUAAAAAGGAGCUCAACUCCAACCACGACGGGGCCGACGAGACCUCAGAAAAAGAACAGCAGGAAGCAAUUGAACAUAUUGAUGAAGUACAAAAUGAAAUAGACAGACUUAAUGAACAAGCCAGUGAGGAGAUUUUGAAAGUAGAACAGAAAUAUAACAAACUCCGCCAACCGUUCUUUCAGAAGAGAUCAGAGUUGAUCGCCAAAAUCCCAAAUUUUUGGGUAACAACAUUUGUCAACCAUCCACAAGUGUCUGCAUUGCUUGGGGAGGAAGAUGAAGAGGCACUGCAUUAUUUGACCAGAGUUGAAGUGACGGAAUUUGAAGAUAUUAAAUCAGGUUACAGAAUAGAUUUUUAUUUUGAUGAAAAUCCUUACUUCGAAAAUAAAAUUCUCUCCAAAGAGUUUCAUUUGAAUGAGAGUGGUGAUCCAUCCUCAAAAUCAACUGAAAUUAAAUGGAAAUCUGGAAAGGACUUGACGAAACGUUCAAGUCAAACGCAGAAUAAAGCCAGCAGGAAGAGACAGCAUGAAGAACCAGAGAGCUUCUUUACUUGGUUCACUGAUCAUUCUGAUGCUGGUGCAGAUGAAUUAGGAGAGGUCAUAAAAGAUGAUAUUUGGCCAAAUCCAUUACAGUACUAUUUGGUUCCAGAUAUGGAUGAUGAAGAAGGAGAAGGAGAAGAAGAUGAUGACGACGAUGAAGAAGAAGAAGGUUUGGAAGAUAUUGAUGAAGAAGGGGAUGAAGAUGAAGGGGAAGAAGAUGAAGAUGAUGAUGAGGGAGAAGAAGGAGAGGAAGACGAAGGAGAAGAUGACUAAGAACACUGAUGGAUUCCAACCUUUUUUAAUUUUCUUCAGUCCCUGGGAGCAAGUUGCAGUCUUUUGUUGUUUUGUUUAUUUUUUCCUCCCCUCUCUUCUUGUGCUCAGUCACCCCGUUCUUGAGGUCUCUUUUCUCUCCUUUACACCAUGGUUCUCAACUUUA
Molecule: messenger RNA, 1309 nt
Organism: Elephantulus edwardii (Cape elephant shrew)
Lineage: Eukaryota; Metazoa; Chordata; Mammalia; Macroscelidea; Macroscelididae
Gene: SET
Product: SET nuclear oncogene
Exons: 9
Coding region: 313-1146 (277 amino acids)
Biological process (GO): nucleosome assembly
Cellular component (GO): nucleus; chromatin
Molecular function (GO): chromatin binding; histone binding
Source: RefSeq, a predicted model, not a curated record